AUGUCUCUCGGUCCCGGCCCCAUCGUCGUGCUCGGCGCCGGCGUGAUAGGACUCACGACCGCGAUCCAGAUCCUCGAGUCGCCCGCCCUGCAAGAUCGCGAAGUGCACGUUGUCGCGGGCCAUCUGCCAAAUGACCCGCUUGACGCAACCUACGCCUCUGGCAUAGCCGGGGCGCACCACCUGUCCUUCGCGGACGACAACGACUUCAGGCAGAGACGGUGGGAUAUGGCCACGUUCCAUGCCUUCUCCGCCGAAUGGCGCGAACGCGGCGAGUCCACUGGCCUCAUGGCGCUGACGCAGACCGAGCUCUGGGUCGGGUCCAAGAAACACCUAAAGAUCUACGAGGAGCACCCAGAGUGUCUUGCGCUCUACGGUUCUGCACCGGCAGCCAUUGUGAAUUGCACAGGAUUGGGAAGUCUGACGCUCGGCGGAGUCGAGGACAGCAAGCUAUUCCCGACCCGAGGGCAAGUUGUCGGCUCUCUGGACGGCGGCGAGGGCGGAGAACGCACCUACGUCAUUCCCCGGUGUACCGGCGACGUGAUCCUCGGCGGCACUCGCGAGAUUGGGGACUGGACGCCGUUUCCACGCGCCGAGACCGCGAGGGACAUUCUGCAACGCACGCAGGAUAUCUGUCCCGAACUCGUGCCGGAGCAUUUGAGGGUGAAUACCUGCCAGACCAUCAGGGGACUGCACCACGCCCUCUUCGAAGGAGGGGGAGAGGUGAGGGGUCCGCUGGAUGGGAUCGUGAAGGAGCACCUCGUCGGCUUCCGGCCUUCACGAGAGGGUGGGACGAGACUUGAGCGCGAGGAGAGGGCUAUUGGGGGGAAGAGGGUCACAGUCGUGCAUAAUUAUGGACAUGGAGGGGCGGGGUGGCAGAGCUCGUGGGGAUGUGCCGUGGAUGUGCAGACCGUCGCCGAUGUGAUCAGGACGUGUCUCGGCCCCAAGGCCAUGCUCAAGAUGGUCCUCGACCCUAUGGGUGGUAUUCUCCUGACCAACGACGGACACGCGAUCCUGCGUGAGAUUGACGUCGCACACCCUGCGGCCAAGAGCAUGAUCGAGCUCUCGCGAACCCAGGACGAGGAGGUCGGUGACGGAACGACUUCGGUCAUUAUUAUCGCGGGCGAGAUCCUCGCGUACUCGCUGCCCCUGCUCGAGAAGCACAUCCACCCCGUCGUCAUCAUCCGCGCGUUCAAGGCGGCGCUCAACGACGCGCUCGCCACCAUUGACAAGAUCUCGGUCAAGGUCAACACGUCGGACGACAAGGAGAUGCUCGCGCUCAUCAAGACGUCGAUCGGAACCAAGUUUGUGUCGCGCUGGUCGGACCUGAUGUGCAAGCUCGCGCUUGACGCUGUCAAGACGGUCGCUGUGUCGGCCGAGGCUGAGAACAAUGUUGUCACCACCGGCGGCGAGGGCAAGAGCCCCGUUGACGUCAAGACGGUCGACAUUAAGCGCUACGCUCGUGUCGAGAAGGUUCCCGGAGGCGAGAUUGAGGACUCGCGCGUCCUCAAGGGUGUCAUGAUCAACAAGGACAUUACACACCCCAAGAUGCGCAGGAAGAUUGCCAACCCCCGUGUCGUCCUCCUCGACUGCCCCCUCGAGUACAAGAAGGGCGAGUCGCAGACCAACAUUGAGAUCACGCGCGAGGAGGACUGGAACCGUGUCCUCCAGAUUGAGGAGGAGCAGAUCAAGGCCAUGUGCGACAAGAUCAUCGAGUUCAAGCCCGACGUCGUCGUCACCGAGAAGGGUGUCUCGGACCUCGCCCAGCACUACUUCCUCAAGGCGAACCCGCCCAUCACCGCCAUCCGCCGUGUCAGGAAAUCGGACAACAACCGUAUCGCCCGUGCUGUCGGUGCCACGAUUGUGAACCGCGUCGACGACCUGCGCGAGUCGGACGUCGGCACGGGAUGCGGCUCGUUCCACAUUGACAAGCUCGGCGACGAGUACUUCUCCUUCUUUGACGAGUGCAAGGAGCCCAAGGCGUGCACGAUCCUGCUCCGCGGCCCGUCCAAGGACAUUCUGAACGAAAUUGACCGUAACCUCGCGGACGCCAUGGCUGUCGCGCGCAACGUCGUCUUCAACCCCAUCCUCGCCCCUGGAGGUGGUGCCACCGAGCUCGCCAUCUCGACCGCGCUCAUGGAGAAGGCCAAGUCGAUGCCGGGUGUCGCCGGGGCGCCGUACAAGGCGAUCGCGGAGGCGCUCGAGGUCAUCCCGCGCACGCUGAUCCAGAACUGCGGAGGCAACGCGAUCCGCACGCUGACCGAGCUGCGCGCGCUCCACGCCGAUGGCAAGAACUACAUGGGUGUCGACGGCGAGACGGGCAAGGUCGCUGACAUGCGCGAGUACGGCCUCAUGGAGUCUGCGGCGGUCAAGAUCCAGACGCUCAAGACGGCGAUCGAGUCGGCGACGCUGCUCCUCCGUGUCGACGACAUUGUCUCGGCGCGCAGGCCGGACGAGCCCUCCGGAGCGCAGGGUGUCACGCAGGGCUUGGAGGGAACCGAGGACCUCCAGCCGGACGGAGUCCAGAUCGCGUCCGCGCUCGACGUCACCGCCUCCGGGAUCGAUCGGCGGCGGCCCAGUCUCUCGCCCGCGGUCCCGUCGCCGGCCAUCGCGUCGCCCGUCGUCGCCUCCCCCUCUGCGCCGGUUUCGACACGCACAUCGCCGACCAAAACACACGCCACCCUCACCCCGCGUCCGAAGCGGCCUAGUCUUGAUCCGGACCUGCUCGGGAUCGGCGGGUCGGGCGGGAGGAAGUACAGCUCCCGCCGUGUGUCGGGAAACACCAGGCCGCGGGUUGCGUUGGGGCUGGAGGGGAUGGACGCAGACGACGUGCUCGAGACGCGGUACGAUGAGAUGGGCGACGCCGAGCUCCAGGCCGUGCUGGACCGAUGGGCCGUGAAGCCUUUGAACCUGGGGGCUGGGGUGGCCGACGACUCGUCGCCGUCGUCUUCGUCCGAGAUCGACAUGGACGUCGACGUACACGAGACGCCGCGCAGUGACCGGCGCCGACCACCGCUGGAAGCAACGCCCUCGCCGCAACAUGCGCAUACGGGCUCGCCGCUCGCGCCCAAGCUGACACGCAGCUCGAGCUCGAACCAGCCCCUCUUCCCCCCGUCUCCGCCGCAGGCACCGAAGAGUAGCGAACACCCGCUGAGGGUCCUGAGCAAGGCGGUGCGCGAGCUGAUGGCGAGCGUGUCGCGCCUCGAGGCCGAGAACGAGACGCUGCGGGAUACAGUCGCAGAGCAGGCCGCGCAGAUUAGCAGGCUUGCGCAGGCCAACGCACCCCUGCAGGCCAUGGCGAGCCGGCCGCGGAGUAUAAAGGACAGCGGGGAGAGGGAGCGGAGUGAGGCCGUCUCAGUGCCCAAAAGUGAUCAGGCGUCGAUCCACGACAGCCUCGCCGAUGCUCUUAGCACGAGCCUCGCGUCGCCGGGGAAGAUGCAGCUGAUGCUGAGCCCGGCACCUAGUGUGCAGAGUGCCCGUUCGACGAGUACGUCUGAGCGGCCCAAGUCGCGAGAAAGCCGACCGAGGACCGCGAGCAACGCGUCGCAUAAGACGUGGGGGAGUAUCUGGGGCUGGGGGAAGAGGCCGCGGAAGGGGAGUAUGGGGAGCACGACGGCUCUACCCGAGGAGGAGGACGAGGCGUGGCGGCGCGGAGACGGGGGCAGCACACCUGGUUUCCGCGCAGUCGUGCUCGCUACGCCGAAACUGGCGGAAUGGGCGCACGCGCUCGUCAGCAAUGCGCGCGACGAGGACAUCAGCGUGAAAGAGCCGCCGGGGCGGCAACGUGCUCGCUCUCGCGCCGCGAGCGUGUCGAGCGGCCCUCCAGCCCUGAACGAGCCCGAGGGAGGCGAUGUCGUGUCCGGUGCCGUGGCGGCUGGACGCAGCUUUAUCUCGCGCUCCAAGGCAGCGAUGGGGAUGGAUGACGCGGCCAAGCCGCCGAAACGCCCCGCUCUGCUUAGCAAGCCGAGCUCGCGUACGCCGACGACGGCAGUCACGCCCAGCUCUUCGGAGGUUAAUGGCCCGCUGCCCCCGCCGAGCGUGGAGCUUGCGUCCAUCGUUCCCGACGAAAGCCGCCCGCCGACGGUUCUGCUUUCCAGACAGAAUCUGGGCAGCUUCUUCACGAGCUCGAGGAAAGGGGCGCCGAGACUGUCCACGGCCACGCGGUUUACGAGCGACCAGCCGCCGUUGACGGACCGGUACGGAUUCAUUUACGACAUCCAGCACGCCAGCAUGCUGAAGGACGCGAGCCGGGUUGGCACGUCUGCACCCAUCUCGCUGACGGGUCACAAUCUCGAGCCGCCUGCCCUGUCGCAUGAUCCCGCCACGAUCCCUGUCUCGCCGAGGAGCGCAUCGCCCGAGCUGCCACAAACGCCCGAGACGACGUCGCCACCGAACGGCUCCGUCACGGUUCAGCGCCGCCGCAAACCGUCUCUGUACCGCUCGCUUGCGCCUGCCCCUUCGCGCCCGACGACGGGCAAGGACGAGGUCAGCGUGGCGGUGCGCGGUGGCGCGUCGCGACAUUCUGGGUCGAGCGCAUCAGCCGCGCUGGUCAGCGAGACAGGCACGCCGAACAGUGAGGGCGAGGGCUCCGCGUCGCGUCUAACCGUGUCGAGCCUGUUAGACCAGCUGACGGAGAUCCACGACCGGCAGCAAAAGACGCGCACGGCCGAAUGGGACGCGUUCCUGCGCAAGCGUGUACGAAGGGGGAAGGAUGUCGGCGUCUCGGGCGCCAUCAGCGCCAUCAUCCAUCUGCAAGGCAGCAGCAGCAAGAGCAGCCAGGAGGAGUAUAACAAGUUCCUCCGGCUCGUCCGGCGCGGCAUCCCCAUCGAGUACCGCAGCGACGUGUGGGCUGAAUCGUGCGGGGCGCGCGACUCGAUGGUCCCCGGCGAAUAUGCCGAGAUCCUCAGCGUGCACAAGGAGGACCAGAGCGCCGUCAUGGUCGACAUUGACAAGGACGUCGGGCGCACCUUCCCGGGCAACGUGUUCUUUGGCGGUGAUGGGCCGGGUGUCAAGAAACUCCGGAGAGUGCUCGUCGCGUACUCGUGGCACAACCCUGCUGUCGGAUAUGUGUCGGGCUCAGCUGACGAGACAGAACAAGCCUUCUGGGUGUUAGACAGCAUGAUUGACCGACUUCUGCCGACGGACUACUACGCGCCUUCGCUGCUGGGUUCUCGAGCCAACCAGCUCGUGCUCCAAGACCUGGUGCAGCUGCACAUCCCCAAGAUCUGGACGCACCUGCAAAACCUCUCCAUUGACCUGACCUCAAUCACGUUUGGCUGGUUCCUGUCCUUGUUCACGGACAUUCUCCCCGUCGAGACGCUCUUCCGUGUGUGGGAUAUCUUCUUCCUCCCCGCCGAACAGGGCGAGGGCGGGAACGCGAUCCUGUUCCGCAUCGCGCUCGCCAUCCUCAAGAUCAACGAGCAGGACCUCCUCCGCUCCGCGUCUGUGCCCGCCGUCUUUGAGUAUCUGUCCGGCAUCAAGCUCAGCUCCAAGCUCUGGAAUCCUGACAAGCUCAUCGCGCUCCAGCACAGCUACAAGGGCGUCAUCAAGGGAAAUGAGAUCCGGAAGCGUGUCGAGGACAAGAUUGACCAGCUGCAGCGCGAACUCGACCAGGACGACGAUUAG
Trichosporon asahii var. asahii CBS 2479 is the source of this 5622-nucleotide messenger RNA. RefSeq names its product T-complex protein 1, gamma subunit. The coding region runs from base 1 to 5622 and encodes 1873 amino acids. Gene Ontology annotation, biological process: protein folding. NCBI's taxonomy places the organism in Eukaryota, Fungi, Basidiomycota, Tremellomycetes, Trichosporonales, Trichosporonaceae. The record is from RefSeq and is a predicted model, not a curated record. Gene Ontology annotation, cellular component: chaperonin-containing T-complex. The transcript is spliced from 12 exons. Gene Ontology annotation, molecular function: D-amino-acid oxidase activity; ATP binding; ATP-dependent protein folding chaperone.